Molecule: messenger RNA, 960 nt
Organism: Adineta ricciae
Lineage: Eukaryota; Metazoa; Rotifera; Eurotatoria; Adinetida; Adinetidae
Source: the annotation of a GenBank genome assembly
AUGAGUGAUGUGCAUACAAUCACCGGUCAUCGAACUGAACCGACACCAAGCGUGCUUGGUCACGAAGCUGUUGUUGAAGUUGUUGCUCAUCGUCGGCCUGAAAGCGAUUUAUCUGAAGGCGAUCGUUUAACAUUCUCCGUUGCUGAUUGUUGUAACAAAUGUGAAUUCUGCCUGAAAGGACUUAAUCAGAAAUGUACCAAAUUAUUCAAGUAUGGUCAUGCAAAAUUGAGUGAUGGAUCAGGUUUCAAUGGCUGUUAUGCAUCGUAUAUUAUUCUUCGGCGUGGUACACACGUGGUGAAAAUACCUGAUGUCAUAUCCGACCGAUGCGCUGCGCCUAUCAAUUGCUCAUUGGCUACGACAAUGUGUGCGAUGGAAUUCGUUCCUAAAAUAAAGAACGGUCGAGCUUUUGUUCAGGGCGAUGGUAUCUUAGGUUUAUAUACUUGCGCAGCACUUCGUGAGCUCGGAUAUGAUACUGUUUACUGUUCGGGCAUGCGUAUUCGUCGUUCGGAAUUCAUUGAUCGUUUCGGUGCCAUUCCACUUUAUAAUGUCAUAUGCACACUUUCGCAAAUUACAAAUGAUAUGAAUGAAGUUCUUCAUGAAGAAACAAACAAAAUCGAUGUUGUCGUCGAAGUGUGCGGAGUAUCAGCCGUUGUCAAUGACGGAAUUCGAUUAUUGAAGCCAGGCGGAUUAUAUCUUUUUCUUGGCAUGGUGCAUCCGCAUUCAGAACUAAAUAUAACUGGCGAACAGAUUAUACGCAAAUGUCUUACAAUAAAAGGCGUUCAUAACUACGCACCACGCCAUCUUGACCAAGCAGUUGAUUUUCUCGAGAAAACAAUCCAGAAAUAUCCCUACGACGAAGUUAUAGGUCCAGCGUACGCUCUAUCCGACCUCUCAGCAGCAAUGAAAUUAUCCAUCGAGAAAGUUUACAGUCGUGUUCUAAUUAAACCGAAUAUGACUUAG